Adelges cooleyi (spruce gall adelgid) is the source of this 1797-nucleotide messenger RNA. RefSeq names its product serine/threonine-protein phosphatase alpha-2 isoform. The transcript has 8 exons. Bases 205 to 1221 code for a protein of 338 amino acids. Gene Ontology annotation, cellular component: cytoplasm; nucleus. The record is from RefSeq and is a predicted model, not a curated record. Lineage: Eukaryota; Metazoa; Arthropoda; Insecta; Hemiptera; Adelgidae. Gene Ontology annotation, molecular function: protein serine/threonine phosphatase activity.
UUCACUUGGUAUUAGCAGGCGGCCGUCGGCGUUCCCUUUUCGUCUCGCGAUAACAUAAACAAACAUUUAUUUUUCCUUCUUCCGAAUUGUCGGCUCCAUAAACCGUAUUUUCUCCCCAAAUGCUCAGGUCCGCACCAGUAACGUACCCCGUAUCAUAGUAACUAUAAAAACAUUAACGACACAACUAAAUAGACUCGCGAAAUAAUGGGCGACAAUGACAAGCUGAACAUCGACAACAUCAUAUCGAGACUAUUGGAAGUACGCGGAGCCAGGCCUGGCAAAAACGUGCAACUGUCUGAAGGUGAAAUUCGAGGGCUAUGUCUAAAAUCCAGAGAGAUAUUUCUCUCUCAACCAAUACUGCUAGAGCUGGAAGCACCGUUAAAAAUUUGUGGGGAUAUUCAUGGUCAAUAUUAUGACUUGUUGCGACUAUUUGAAUAUGGCAGUUUUCCACCAGAAUCUAACUACUUAUUCUUGGGUGACUAUGUAGACCGCGGAAAACAAUCAUUAGAAACAAUAUGCCUGUUACUGGCGUAUAAAAUAAAAUACCCUGAAAAUUUCUUCCUGUUACGUGGCAACCAUGAGUGUGCCAGCAUUAAUAGAAUAUAUGGUUUUUAUGAUGAGUGUAAACGGCGAUAUAAUAUAAAACUAUGGAAAAUAUUUACGGACUGCUUCAAUUGUUUGCCUGUGGCAGCAAUAGUCGAUGAAAAAAUAUUCUGCUGCCAUGGUGGACUUAGCCCAGAUUUGCAAUCAAUGGAACAAAUUAGGCGAAUCAUGAGGCCGACAGACGUGCCUGAUCAAGGAUUAUUAUGUGAUCUACUAUGGUCUGACCCAGAUAAAGAUACUAUGGGCUGGGGAGAAAACGAUAGAGGUGUUUCUUUCACAUUCGGUGCCGAGGUUGUGACUAAAUUUUUGCAUAAACACGAUUUCGAUCUCAUAUGCAGAGCUCAUCAGGUCGUGGAAGAUGGUUAUGAGUUCUUUGCAAAAAGGCAACUGGUUACAUUGUUUUCAGCACCAAAUUACUGUGGAGAAUUUGACAAUGCUGGAGCAAUGAUGUCUGUUGACGAAACAUUGAUGUGCUCAUUCCAGAUACUAAAGACUGAUAGAUUCAAGUACUGGAGGCGUAUAAAAUUCUAUGAUGCUAAUCAAUCUUUUCCAUUGUCCAAUUACCGGCAGACAAAAGAAAAUACAUGUAUGGAGGGUUGUCCUCCGGUAGACCAGUAACACCUCCCAGAGGAUCUGGUAAACAAGGAAAAAAUAAGAAAUAACCAAACUUGAUGCAAUAUAAAUUACUAUAUUUAGGUAUGCUACAGCAAAGAAUAAUUUUAAAAAAUCAAUGUUAUUUAUAUAAAGUAUGGAAAAACAAAUGAAAUUUUUUUUAUAUAGGAAAAAAUUGUAUCGAGUAGCUAGUUAAAAUAAUAUUGUAUUUAAAUCAUUAUGUACCUUUAAACUCCAACUUAACGUAAAUCCCAAGAUCAUUUUUAUUAACUUUAAAUUUGGAGUAUUUUUUUAAUAGUUUAAUAUUAUUGAUAUAUUGUAUUUGCACUUAUUUUUCCAACUCGUCAUUUCUUUUUUUUUUUUUAGUUAAGGCCUUUUAAGUUAUAUUUUAUUUUUUUUAACUUAGUUUUUUCCAUACAUUUAAAACUGCAUACAAUUAUAUAAAAAAAAUGACGUUGCCAUUUAUUCGGAUUAGUUACUCCAAAUAAAUUGAAACAAUAAAAUGAUCCACUUAAUAGUUUUAAUUAUUACCAACUCUUGAUAGAAUUUAUGUUUUACAUGGAUUGACACUCAAUUUUCAUC